UUCAGUGUAUGCGAGGUAUAGUUGAUCCAGAGGCAUUGCUUUUUGAUCCAGAAAUCAACCGCACCUUUCAUUACCGGUUAGCACAACAAAGAAGAGCCCUUGCAUCUGCAAUGGCAGCUGAAACGAAUGCUGAAUUGGAAGCGCGACUUCGAGCGGAGUUCGCGAGGACUCAAGAGGAACAGGUGCAGGAAGCCGUGCACCGAAUCCUGCAAGAAAGAGAGCUAGAGGAGGCCAACCGCCCCCUCAGGGAUCUGAAUGAACCUGUCAUGAGUUAUGAUUACCCAGGAAGUAUAGCCCCUCAUAAUGCCGAGGCUCAGAACUUUGAACUCAGACCUGUACUCAUCAACCUGAUCAGUCAACAUCAAUAUGGAGGAUCUGCCACUGAAGAUGCCCAUGCUCACCUAGAGCGGUUCAUCAGAAACUGCAGUACUACACGUCUUCCCAACCCCGAGCUUGUUCGUUUGCAACUCUUUCCUUUUUCACUAAGGGACACAGCUGAGGAGUGGCUCAACUCCCAACCUCAAGGCAGCAUAACAACUUGGGAAGAUUUAGCUAAGAAAUUCACUAAAAAGUUUUUCCCUCGUACCUUGCUGAGGAAGCUGAAGAACGACAUCCUGAUUUUUAAACAGGAAGAUACUGAGAAUCUCCAUGAAGCUCUAGAGCGGUUCAAGAAACUGUUAAGGAAGUGCCCUCAGCACAACCUCACUUUGGGAGCACAGGUAGAGAGAUUUUAUGACGGCUUGGCUGAUUCUGCCAGAUCAAACUUGGAAGCAGCAGCUAGUGGCGAAUUCGAAGCUCUUUCAGCUCAAGCAGGUUGGAACUUAAUCAAUAAAAUGGCUGAAAGUGCAGUGAACUCUACCAAUGACCGCCAAAACAGAAGGGGUGUACUGGAAAUAGAAGCGUAUGAUAGGAUGGUUGCUUCAAACAAGCAAUUAUCUCAACAAAUGACAGCUAUGCAACGACAGUUCCAGGCAGCCAAGAUAUCUAAUGUGGAUAAUAUCCAUUGUGGAACAUGCGGUGGUCGUCAUGCCAGUGAAGAUUGCGGUGCAGAUUUUGACGAGGAAGUCAAGGCUUUGGGAAAUUCCCAAAAUAAUCCUUAUUCCAACACCUACAAUCCGGGGUGGAGGAAUCAUCCUAACUUUUCCUGGAGGGAACAGAACAACUUCAAUCAAGGAGGAAAUAAUCAGAGGCAAUAUUCAAAUCAAAGAUUCCAGUCUCAGAAUUCAGGACCUCAACAGAAUCAGGAUCAAGGCAGUGGCAAUGGGAAGAAGAGCUUAGAAGAAUUGAUGGAGAAUUUCAUUAACAAAGCAGAUACUAGUUUCAAAAAUCAUGAAGCUGCUAUAAAAAAUUUGGAGACUCAGGUGGGACAGAUGGCCAAGCAAAUGUCAGAAAGACCCUCAGGCACAAUGGCUCGCCUAUCUGAGGAAGACAUCCUUCGAUUCCGCCGUGAACAACAGGCGGCCCGUGAGAAAAGAAACUCCGGGAAAUCUGCGGUCGAACAUGCCACCAGCCACUCCGGUACUGAAUCCGGCCGCCCCGCAAAAAAGAAAAAGAAGAAUGAAGAUCCUGCCUCUGUCCAAAGCAAAGCUUCGAACCAAACCUCGCUACAAAAGUUCAUGAGCAAAGGCGAAUCCGCUGUGGCGAACAAAGGUUGUUCGUCGAGUACACCACCCCUUUGCUGGAAAAACUUGUUGAAAGAAUUUGAGGAGUUAUCCUCGGACGAUGUGACCUCAAUUUGGGAUUCCAAAAUUGACUUCAACUCGUUGGUGGAAACAAAUCUGGUGUUCGAGGCGGACCGUGAUAAGAUGAGGAAACUAGGUUUGAAGGAAGCUUGUCAAGCCAUGAUGACAAAGGGCUUGGAGAUUGUUGCUAUCUCCAAGAUGAUCGACCUUGAAUCCGCCGGAUUCGAUGGUCUCGCUUCAGCCAAGCUUGUUUAA
This is a messenger RNA of Lotus japonicus, 1937 nucleotides long. RefSeq lists its product as uncharacterized. Lineage: Eukaryota; Viridiplantae; Streptophyta; Magnoliopsida; Fabales; Fabaceae. The transcript is spliced from 2 exons. The record is from RefSeq and is a predicted model, not a curated record. The coding region runs from base 9 to 1937 and encodes 642 amino acids.